CCAAGAUAUAGUGGUGAUAUAAUGAUCACGUGUCGCACACGCGACGCGUCGCCCUCCACCACAUCUCCCUCCACGACCUCCACCUCUGGACUUCGGUUUCGCGUCAACAUCUCGCCCUCCGUCUGUGUCCACAUCGAGCGCACACUCUCUGCCAUGUCCGAGCAAACUGCCCAGCAGGGCAGGCCGCUUCCAGUUCUUCUCCUUAGCACGCUCGUUCCCAUCGCCCUCACGCUCAUUGUUCACCCUCUCAUCCCCGUCUUCGGCCUCACGGAAUACUUUCCCUUCCCGCCGCAACCGACCUUUCCUGCCCUCCAGGCCAACAUCGGCUUUUCGUUGCUCGCGCUAGUGGGGACGCUUCUGGUUAUCCCGAAGGUGACACCGGCUUUCCUUGCGAAGAACAUCAAGGGACGUGACCUGCUCAAGCCUGGUGGGAGGACAUCGGGGCCCUGGGUCCCCGAAUGUCUCGGACUGCCAUGCGCGUCGCUAUAUCUCCUCCUCAUGAUGCUUUUCAUCCCUUUCCCUUUCUCGCACAUCUUUCAAGUGUCGUCCAACAAUGGCGUAGGGCGCGAGAAGUUCCCAACUGGAGAGCUUACGUUCUACUUGACGUCGUUGCUUUCGCUUCUCACUGCAACAAUGCUUGGGUUUAUUGAUGAUCUGUUCGACAUUCGAUGGCGACACAAGCUUCCAAUUCCUCUCAUAGCAGCUGUACCGACGCUUCUUGUCUACUACGCCACGGGCGGCUGGACGUGGGUCGUUCUCCCAGAAUGUGUCGGCAAGCUGUUGCGCUCCCUCGGACUACCGGGCUGGAUCGGCGCACCAGUGAUUGACCUCCACAUCUUCUACUACUUGUACCUCGUCCUUCUCCCAACAUUCACGACCAACUCCAUUAACAUUCUGGCCGGAAUUAAUGGCGUCGAGGUCAUUCAACCGCUUAUUAUUGCGAUGUCCGUUACGCUUAAUGACCUGCUCUUCUUGCCCAUUUGGCCUGAGUGGCUUCUUGAGUUUCUCGGCAUUGAGAACCCCGCAGGAGGACGUAUGUUGCCAUGGGCCGUUGGACAGGUCGUCACCCGUCACCUCAUGAGCCUCUACUUCAUGAUUCCUCUCAUUGGCGUCUGUGCCGGCUUUCUGUGGCACAACUGGUAUCCAGCCCGGGCGUUUCCUGGUGAUACAUUGUGCUACUUUACGGGUAUGGCGUUCUCGGCAGUGGCUAUACAGGGGCACUUUUCCAAGACAAUGCUGUUGUUCUUCCUUCCUCAGAUAUUCAAUUUCGUGUUGUCAUGCCCUCAACUCUUCCAUCUGGUACCUUGUCCUCGCCAUCGGUUACCACACUUCAACCCUGAGACUGGGCUGCUGGAGCCAUCCAAGGCGAUUUUCAAGAAGCGUCCUUCAUUGCUGGGCCGAGUGAUCUUGGAGGUUUUCCAAGUACUUGGCUUGACAAGGCUUGAGCGCGCGGGCGCACCAAGUGUUCCCAAGGACGGCCCGAGCUUGUCCGAUUCCCAACCGAAGGAAGGCGACCUCACGUCGGCCACAAACCUUACUCUCAUCAACGUUCUUCUCGUGAGGUUGGGGCCGUUGCGCGAACCCACUCUUUGCCUUUGUGUGGGGGCAGUACAGGUUGCCGGUAGCGCCGUUGCGUUCGGCAUCCGAUACGGCAUUGGCUCAUUAGUAUACGGCGGAGACAGGCGAUAGAGCAUCUUGAGCAUAUCACGAUGUAUCAUAGUUACACACAGAAUGAGGG
Cutaneotrichosporon oleaginosum is the source of this 1738-nucleotide messenger RNA. RefSeq lists its product as uncharacterized. Gene Ontology annotation, molecular function: UDP-N-acetylglucosamine-dolichyl-phosphate N-acetylglucosaminephosphotransferase activity. Gene Ontology annotation, biological process: protein N-linked glycosylation; dolichol-linked oligosaccharide biosynthetic process. The record is from RefSeq and is a predicted model, not a curated record. NCBI's taxonomy places the organism in Eukaryota, Fungi, Basidiomycota, Tremellomycetes, Trichosporonales, Trichosporonaceae. Gene Ontology annotation, cellular component: membrane.